AUGGCUGCCGUCUCAGACUCAGCAGCUCCUUCUGGGGCCAUGCGUUUCAACCUAUUGGAACUGGAGUCAGAGGGCAUGGUCUCCGUGUACUUGGACGGCAAAUUCGCCUGGCGGUUGCCCAAGAAACUCAUCUCAAUGCGCGUUCCCAAGGCGAUCCAGGUUGAACAUGUGACCAGCGAAGAAAUUGUCAACUCGGGCGCCCUCCGCUGGGAGAUCGAACACUUUUCUCAGGACGCAUUCCGUCUAUUUGCAGAAUGGCUCUACAACGUCCGUGGACAGAUCAAGGAGCCCGCUACAGGAGCUUCGAUUAAACCAUAUCUGGAGCUCGCGACGUUCGCGAAUCGCUACGAGAUUGAGAGCCUCGCUCCAGUAGUCAACAAUAUCGUACAGGAGAUCUUCGCGAAUCCUGAUACCCUCACCUCUAUGGGCGAUGCAUACGACACUCUCGAGGCCAAGUCAGCCAACCGUGCCACCAUCAGUGCUCGUUUCGCCGCGCUGAUUCUGGGUAAGCGAAUGGACAUCCAGACCUUGAAACCUCUCCUCAAGUCUGGUGAGCUUUCUCAUGACAUGCUGGUGUGGAUUACGCUUUAUCAUCAGGGAGGCUCUGAACAUCAGGAUUUCGACGAGAUUCUGACGUGGAUGGGUCAGAACUGCCAGCUUUGGAUUAAGGCACUUGAAUAA
Messenger RNA from Talaromyces marneffei, 681 nucleotides. RefSeq lists its product as uncharacterized. Bases 1 to 681 code for a protein of 226 amino acids. The transcript has 2 exons. The record is from RefSeq and is a predicted model, not a curated record. NCBI's taxonomy places the organism in Eukaryota, Fungi, Ascomycota, Eurotiomycetes, Eurotiales, Trichocomaceae.